This is a messenger RNA of Sphenostylis stenocarpa, 1968 nucleotides long. Lineage: Eukaryota; Viridiplantae; Streptophyta; Magnoliopsida; Fabales; Fabaceae. The record is from the annotation of a GenBank genome assembly.
AUGCCCUCCUGUCAUAACACCAACAACAACUUCAACCUCGACGAAGGUCUCAUACAGAGCCACAGCAAGACUAGGAAACGAGGUUGUUCCUCCUCCUCUUCCUCUUCUCUUGUAAGAAGAUACCGUUUCAAGAGAGCCAUUUUGGUUGGGAAGAAAGGAGGGUCCAGCACCCCAGUUCCCAUGUGGAAGACCAAAACAACUUCUCCUUCUCUUCCUACUCACCACACCAAGCCUUUGCAUUCUUCUGCCUCCAUGUUACCCUCCAAGGACAAGGAGCUCUCCGUGUCAGCCAGGAAACUCGCUGCUACACUCUGGGAAAUCAAUGAUUUGCCUCCUUCCAGGGUCAAGAAGGAGUUCGAGGUUGAUCAAAUGAGAGGCUGCAAGGAGAAGGGUAGAGGCAGAGAGAAAGGUGCGGGGUUGUCCAGAUCGGGCUUGUUGCGGCCACAGAUGUCAGAUCCAUCGCAUAGUCCUGUCUCUGAGAGGAUGAAGGGGCUUGAAGGGGAUAGCUGCAAAAGAAGAGUGUCAGGGUUUUCUCAUCAGCUUCUGUCGGGUGAUUACUGUUUGGAUGCUCUGGAUGCUCAUAGCAAUGCCAAUUUAAUUGAGGAAGUGGAAAAUCAGUUAAAAAGCGAGAAGAAUCGAGGCAAAAUCACUGGUGGUGUUAAGAACCGUCUGAAGGAAGCUAGAAGUGGAUUAUCUACAACAAAGAAGCUUCUAAAGGUGUUAAAUCAAAUGUGCCUUAGAGAGCAGCAAGCAUCAAGCAUGCCCCUUGUCUUGGCUCUGGGGAGUGAGCUUGAUCGAGUUUGCCACCAAAUUGAUCAACUGAUCCAUGAACAGCGUUCAAACCAGAACGAUGUUGAGUAUGUCAUGCAGCAUUUUGCAGAAGAGAAGGCUGCUUGGAAAAGAAGAGAACGAGAAAGGGUUCAUGAUGCCAUAAAACACGUGGCAGAAGAGCUUGCGGUGGAGAAGAAGUUGAGAAGGCAAACUGAACGGUUGAACAAGAAGAUUGCUAAAGAAAUGUCUACUGUCAAAGCUUCCUAUUUGAAAGCAUCUAAAGAGCUUGAAAGGGAGAAGCGUGCAAAGGAGAUCCUGGAGCAAAUUUGUGAUGAACUAGCUAGAGGCAUUGGGGAAGAUAGAGCACGGGUGGAGGAACUGAAAAGGGAAUCGGCUAAAGUUCGGGAGGAGGUGGAGAAGGAAAGGGAAAUGCUUCACUUAGCCAAUGUUUUACGCGAAGAGAGAGUGCAGAUGAAGCUUUCAGAGGCUAAGUAUCAGUUUGAGGAGAAGAAUGCUUUCCUAGAAAAGCUGCGAAAUGAGCUUGAGGACUAUAUGAGGACUAAAGAUGGGCAAAAUGAGGAUGUUUCUCCAGAAUGUAAAAAGAUCAAGGAUCUUGAGUCUUAUUUCAACAAUGUCUAUAGGGGAUUCCAAAAUGCAGAGAAAGAGGAUGAUUCAGAUGUUGAAAAUGAUGUAGGACAUGAAAGAAAUGAUGACUCAGAUGACAGUGAUCUCCAUUCAAUUGAAUUGAACAUGGAUGAUGACAGCAAAGGCUACAAGUGGAGUUUUGCUUGUGAAAAUGAUGGACAAGAGAAGAGAUUUUCCAUUGACAAAGAAAGUAUAGGGAGGAAGUCUUUCUCCGAGAAAAUUCAGUGGGGAAGUAUUUGCUUCAACAAGGGAACUUCAAGUGGUAGGAAGAGGGAUUUUUCUAUAAAUAUUCAGGAAGUUUCUGAUAAUUUUGAUCCUGAUAGGUCAAUUGAAUUUCUCUCACAAGCUCGGAUACAAGACGAUAAUGAUGAAAGUCAAAGCAAUAAGACUAUAAAAGUGCUCCAAAACUCUAUCUCAUGUGUUAAUUCUGAUAAGAUAAAUGGUCUACUAUUAACUUUGCAGUGUGCUGAUGGAGAAGCAGGGGAAAAAGCUCUUGCCCAGAAGGGUGACAAUUUGAAGCAAGAAAUUGCAGGAAAAAAAUCUGGAUGUUGA